Vollenhovia emeryi is the source of this 4053-nucleotide messenger RNA. RefSeq lists its product as uncharacterized. The record is from RefSeq and is a predicted model, not a curated record. The coding region runs from base 1 to 4053 and encodes 1350 amino acids. Gene Ontology annotation, molecular function: aspartic-type endopeptidase activity. Gene Ontology annotation, biological process: proteolysis. The transcript has 3 exons. NCBI's taxonomy places the organism in Eukaryota, Metazoa, Arthropoda, Insecta, Hymenoptera, Formicidae.
AUGGCGGAUGAGACAAAGACUGGCAAGGCGGACCGCCCGAAAACCCCGGCGUUGGAGGUGCCGCCGGGAGACCGCACGUCGGGAAGAACGGUGUCUCCUGCCCGGCUUCCGACGGACCUCGCAUUAAAGGUGCAGACCCAGAUGGGCUGGAUCGCCACGCUCAGGGAGCUCACCGAAUCCCUGCCUGAUGUCCCAGCCGAGACAUCACUCGAGGAGGUCUCCCAGAUCCAGCAGCUGGUCGAGGAGACGCACAAGGCAUUUAUCAAGGAGCACGCCUACUUCGAGAUGUCAUGGCCUGCGGCACUCACUCAGCAUGAGUAUUUUGCCGAGAAUGCUCACCAGGCCGAGUCGCGAUGCUAUCUACAGGCGCGACGAGUCAUCGGCGUACUUCGCCAUGCUUUGGCACCCGCUCAGCCCGCUCAACCGACGACCAGCUCGUCGGCCGGCGAGGCCAGACAGACACUCUCACGUUUGCCGGACAUCUCACUCCCCAAAUUCACGGGGGAGUAUGCCGCAUGGCCUGCCUUCAGAGAUCUCUUCACCAGCCUGAUCAUGCAGAACGAGCAGCUCACGAACGUCGAGAGACUCCACUACCUCCGUUCGUCGGUGGAAGGCGCGCCAGCUCAGCUGAUCGCAGGAUUCAUCAUGGCAGGAGGCUCGCUCACGCCGUCCUGGGAGCUGCUCAAGGAUCGGUACGAGAACAAACGCCUGCUCAUCCAUGCCUGCCUGGACAAAUUAUUCGCCAGCUCAACCCCGGUGCCAAGGAAGGCGGCGUCCUUGGAUCGACUGGUCUCGGGAGUCAGAGAGGCGCUCAAGGGACUGGAGGCCCUCGAGGUGAUGGACAAGCUCGGAGAUUGCGCGGUGGUGUAUCACGUCACGCGACUCCUGGAUCGCGUGACACGAGAGCAGUGGGAGAACGCAGUUGGCGCCACGCAAGACUAUCCCACGUUCGAGAAGCUAGAGGAGUUUUUAACGACCAAGAGACGGGCUCUCGAGCGGAUAGAAACGACGACGGCUCAUCCGGGACCUAGCUUAGCACCCUCACCACCAAAGACGGCUCACCAGACAACCCAGCAGAGCGACUCAUCGUACCCGUGCGACUGUUGCAAUGCACAGCACUUUAUUGUGAUGUGCACUAAAUUUCGGGAGCUGUCGCCAUCAGCCCGGCACAAGGUGGCAAUUGACAAGCGCUUGUGCUUCAAUUGCCUGGGGAGGUACAGUAUGCGCGCAUGCAAGUCGCAACGAGGUUGCAAGACCUGCUCAGGGCGGCACCAUACAAUGCUGCACGGCACAAACCCACUAGCAGCACCAGCCCAGAAGACCGCCUUGGCAUUGGUCAACUCAUCUACAACGCAUCACUCAGCGCGUCUGCUCAUUGACACAGGAUCCGAGCUCACCUUCGUCACGGAGAAUCUCAUCCGGCAGCUCAACAUCCCUCGUCACUACUCAGGUAUUGUCAUCCAGGGAAUUGCAGGCAAGGAGUGUACUCGGACUCGAGGAGUCGUGUCACUCACACUACGCUCGAAGCAUUCCAGCGCAACUGCCACAGUUCGAGCUCAUGUUCUCCGGACAGUUACAUCAAUCUUGCCAUCAUUCGAGGCGGAACCAGAAGAAUGGCCGCAUCUCAGGAACUUGGCAUUAGCCGAUCCUGAUUUUCUCAUCCCGCGGCCAGUUGACAUCCUCAUCGGCGCAGACGCUUACGGGCAAAUCAUCAAGCCCAACAUCAUUCGGCAUUCUCCACUUAUGCCGAUAGCGCAGCUCUCCAUCUUCGGAUGGCUCGUUCUUGGACCAGUCAACAGAGAAGCAACACGCACAUCAACGCACCAGGCUUCUACUCAAGUCAACGAGGAUGCCCUCAACGAAUUAUUGACAAAAUUUUGGGUUCAAGAGGAGGUGCCUACUCACGAUGUCAAUCGACUCACCCCUGACGAGCAGAGGUGCGAAGAGCACUUCAAGGCUACACACUCUCGUGACUCAUCAGGAAGGUACGUCGUCAGGAUUCCACUCAAAUCACCAGCAGAUCUUCUGGGUGAUUCUUACCACGUCGCCCAUCAGUGCCUCAAGGGGCUACGCAGACGAUUCUCAAGGGAUGUGAACUAUCAACGGCUCUAUCAACAAUUCAUGAUGGAUUACGAGACGCUCAACCACAUGACGAAGGCAUCAUCCAUCUCCAGUCGUCGCUCACACUUCUACCUGCCACAUCACGGUGUUCUCAAGCCUGACAGUACUACAACGAAGCUGCGGGUCGUGUUUAAUGGCUCCAGCGCAUCCUCGUCGGGCUACUCGGUCAACGACCUCAUGUAUACGGGAGCGAAAUUGCAUCUGAACAUCUCCGAUGUUCUCCUCUGGAUACGAAGACAUCGUCACAGUUUCGCUACGGACAUCACCAAGAUGUACAGGCAGAUCAACAUUCACAAGGAUGACUGGGAGUUACAGCGGAUACUCUGGAUGGAUGAUCAACUCAAUGAAGUGCCAUAUCAUCUGACAACCGUCACCUACGGGACAAAGGCCGCGCCGUUCUUGGCCGUACGGACGCUAUUACAACUAGCAGAGGACGAAGGACAUAACUAUCCACUGGCUGUGCCAUCCAUCACUCAUGGCAGGUAUGUCGAUGACAUAUUUGGUGGUGCAGAUACAAUACAACAAUUGCAGGAGGUCGCACAUCAACUAAAGGGCCUCUGCAUGGCGGGCGGCUUCCCACUGGCAAAAUGGCAUGCUACUCAUCUCGACAUACUCAGGACUAUACUCGGACUCAAAUGGCUCCCUCAAGAAGAUACCUUUGCAUUUUCAACACGAAGCUCACGCUCGGAAGGCAGACUCACAAAACGCCUCGUCUUAUCUGAAGUGGCUCAGAUAUUCGAUCCACUUGGCUUUGCAUCACCUGUCGUGAUCAAGGCCAAAAUUCUCUUGCAGGAGCUGUGGCUGCACAAGCUCCAAUGGGAUGAUCCACUGCCAUCCCAGCUCUCAGCCCGGUGGCUCUCCAUCAGAGAAGAACUCACAAGUCUGGCCAGACUCUCAAUACCUCGGUGGCUCAAAACAUGGAGCGACUCGCAAGUGGAACUUCAUGGAUUCUCUGAUGCUUCUCAAUUGGCAAUGGCUGCAGUCAUAUACAUAUCCGUUCACGACUCAAACGGCGCCACGUUCUCACUUGUGUGCUCCAAGACUAAGGUAGCACCCCUCAAGCGGCUCUCAAUCCCGCGACUUGAACUCACAGCUGCUCUACUGCUCUCUCGACUCAUGCAAUACGUCGAAGCCACUUUGAACAUGGACGUAACGGCAACCCAUAUGUGGACGGACUCUCUAGUGACACUUUCGUGGAUCAGAUCUCAUGCAUCACGCUGGAAGGAUUUUGUCAGGAACAGGGUGGCUCAAAUUCAAGAACUCACUCCAGCUGCUCACUGGAGAUACAUACCUGGAACUUCCAACCCGGCGGAUUGCGCAUCACGAGGCCUCACGGCCACUCAACUUCAAAACCACGCACUCUGGUGGACGGGACCACCAUGGAUACUCAACUCAGACUUAUGGCCGUCACAACCAGCACUCUCUGAAGAAUUGAGUGCAACAGAAGCUCGCCCAGGCGUGUCGCUAUUGACGGCUACGCCAAGGACUGAAUAUCAAUGGGAACUCAUCUACAGGUACUCAAGCCUCACUAAACUAUUGAGGAUUACAGCUCUCUGUUUCAGAUUCAUCUCACGGUUGAGGAAAGUCCACGACUCAUUGCCUGCCAGACACAUCUCUCCAGAGACCUUGGAGAAGGCGCGGCUCUUCUGGAUUCAGGCAACUCAAGCAGCGUAUUUCUCGCACGAGCUCAAGGCAUUACAGGCAGACUCCCCAUUGGCGAAGGCGCACGCAUUCAACAGAUUGACUGCGUACAUCGACGCUCAAGGAGUCAUUCGCGUCGGCGGACGACUCGCUCACGCAGCUCUCUCACUCGACGCGAUACAUCCUGUCAUAUUGCCUCGUCACUCUCCGCUGUCGUCACUGAUCAUCGCUCACGCUCAUCAACGGACGCUACAUGGAGGCACGCAGCUUACGCUGUCGCACAUCCGAUAA